AUGUCCCGCAAGAGAAAGCAAGACGAAGAAGAGGAGCUCGUCUCCCUCCCCGAAGACUCCGAUGGUGAGGAGGAGGAAGAGUACGUCUCUACCGCAGACGAAGAGGAACAGAGUGAAGAAGAUGAGGACGCCGAGGAGGAAGAGGAAGAAGAAGAUGACGAAGACAAAGAAGCCGACGCCAAGGUCGAGCCUCCUGUAAAGAAGCGCAAGACGGCCGAGGCGGACGACCAAGAACUCAAUGGCGACGCUGAGGACGACGAGGAAGAAGAGGAAGAGGAGAAGGAAGAGAACGAUGACGAGGAGGAUGCCGAGGGCGAUGAUGAGGCAGCCGAUGUUCCUGCUCCAACCAAAGAAGCCGUCAAGACGGCUGAGGCGCCUGUUGCUACCGAGACUCCAGAGUCCAAAGCGGUCACGGCCGGUGGUGACGAGUAA
This is a messenger RNA of Fusarium pseudograminearum CS3096, 432 nucleotides long. RefSeq lists its product as uncharacterized. Lineage: Eukaryota; Fungi; Ascomycota; Sordariomycetes; Hypocreales; Nectriaceae. Bases 1 to 432 code for a protein of 143 amino acids. The record is from RefSeq and is a predicted model, not a curated record. The transcript has 3 exons.